GUUAGCGCUGGAAAGUGGGCAGCCGCCAUGUUCCACAGGCCGCAGCGCAACUUCCGAAGGCGGAGGGCCUCCUCCUCCUCCUCCUCCAGCAGCAGCAGCAACAACGCUGAGGAGAAGAAGGAGGAGGAGGAGGAGGAGAAGAAGGUGGACAAGGAGGAGGAAGAGGAGGAGGAAGGGUCAGGAAGCGGGCAAGAAGGCCCAGAGGGGCCCGGGGCCGAACAUGAGGAACCAGGCCCAGGCCCAAACUCACCCCCGGCUGUCGGGCCUGACGACCCCCAAGCAAUCCACCUGUCAAAAUCCUGGAUGCUUGAUAAUUCUGGAGAUGAGGGGGAUGAAUCCCGUCCCUCUUCAGAUAGCGAAGUUGACCACUAUUCAUCUUCUGAAAGUCAGUCCAGUGCUUCGCAGGAAAAGGACAGUUCACCAGUUAAAAUUCCUGAUGCGGCUUACAUCCAGGCAGCCCGGAGAAAACGGCAGUUGGCCAGGUCCCAGUGCAGCUUCAUACCUCUGAAUACAAAUCCAAAGACGGGUGACAAGCCCUUCGAUCUCAAGAGCGGCGAUGCAGAUAGUGAGGAUGAACCCGAUGAUCAUGAAAAGAGAAUUCAGUUUGCUCCCAAGCCCCAAACUCUGAAACAGAGAAUGACUGAAGAAACAUCAUCUCCAAAUGACGACUCACGUGAAAGCCAGGAAGACGAAACGCAAGAUAUUUGGGAACGACAACAGAUGAGUAAAGCGGUCAAAAUCACACAAGGAAUUGACCUGUCCCAUACCCACAGACCCCAGCCACCCAAGAUCAAGAUCGAUACAGCACGUCCACCGGUGAAUUUGGAAAUCAUAAAAAAGAAAUUGAAUCUCAGAUUAACCUCGUUACAGGAUAUUCAUCGUUCACAUCAAAGGGAAUAUGAAAAGUACCUUCAGGACAUCGAAACCUCCAAGAGUACUAUCAAGCGUCUAGAGAAGGCAUCAGAACCAGCUCUAAAUUAUAAAUUCUAUAAGGGUAUGAAAACUUACUUGGAAAACCUGGUUGACUGUCUUAAUGAAAAGAUGGUGGACAUCAAGGAACUAGAAUCAUCCAUGUAUCUCCUUCUUAGAAAACAAGCCAAGAUCCUUUUGAAACGAAGGCAAGAAGAUUUACUAAGUGAAUCAACUUAUUUGCAAAAGUUAUCAGGAAAGACUGGUACUCCAACAGAUGACAGUGUGGCGGUUGAUGAAAAAGUACAACUCCUGGAAGAGUGCAAGGCCCGAAGGGCACACAGAAGGCAAGCAAGAGAAAGUACCGGGAAAUGUGAUCACCAGGAAGGGAUGUCCAGUGAUGAUGAGGUCUCUCCUGCUGAGAUGAAUGACUUCCAGAAAACCAAAGAUGAUAUUUUACAGAGCCGUAAGAAAAUUUUUGAAGACGUGCAUGAAGACUUUUGUAUUAUAGAGAAUAUUCUGGUGAAAUUCCAGCAGUGGCGAGAGAAGUUUCCCGAUUCCUAUUACGAGGCAUAUGUUAGCCUGUGCCUCCCUAAACUUUUGAAUCCACUAAUCAUAAUCGAGUUAAUAGACUGGAAUCCUCUUAAGCCGGAUUGCAUAGGCUUGAAACAGAUGUCGUGGUUCAGAUCUGUAGAGGAAUUCAUUAAGAAGGAUGUAUCGGAAUUGAAGAAGGAAGGCAAUCCUGAUGAAAAGAUUCUGCCUACCAUCAUUGACAAAACAGUUAUUCCUCAAAUUGCAGGUUUUGUGGAAUUUGUGUGGGAUCCCUUGUCCACUUCACAGACAAGCAGCCUAAUAAAACACUAUGAAAUAAUAUUUGGAGCCCCCUCAACUUGUGACAGUGAAGCAAGGAAAGCCAAGCAGGAUUUGAUGGGGUCCAUCAUCUCAAGAAUGAAGAAGGCAAUAGAUGAAGACGUCUUCAUCCCUCUGUAUCCCACGUGUGUUGUGGAAGACAAAACGUCACCCCAUUUAAAGUUUCAGGAAAGACAGUUCUGGUCUGCUCUAAAGCUCUUUGGCAAUAUUCUUCUUUGGGAUGGCUUCCUCCUGGAAGAUGCCUUGUGGGAGUUAGGCCUGAGCAGGCUGCUGAAUCGCUACCUGAUCACCUGUCUACCCAAUGUACCGCCUGGACCAGACCUUAUCGAAAAAUGCCACCGGGUCAUAGCGUGUCUACCAGAAAGAUGGUUCAGAGGGCUUCACACGAGAUCAUCCCUCCCUCAGCUCGCACAUUUCACCCAGUUUUUGGUGCAGUUGGCCCAUAAAUUGUAUAAAAGUGAAAAGAGGGAUCAGUUAAGAGACUUAAUUUGUCUCCUGGUGAAAGUAAGAGCUUUGGAUCAAGCAGAAGCCUUCAUAGAGGAAUAUUCACUGGAACAGCUCAAGUUAAUAAUCGAAGAAGCAGAAUAAAGUGGAAGACGAAAUACGGGAUUCUAAAAAGUUUCGUUUCAACAAAAGGACCUGACUUGUCCCCGUUUGGGAGCGAUGAGGCCAGAGAUCACGUGAAACUGGGGUUUGGGGGGACGGGGUCGUGCUUUGAAUCAGUUCUCCUCUUUCCCGCUGUCUGUUUUUGAUAUCAUUCGGAGGAACUGGCCAAGACGGAAUGGGACGGAGAGAUUGGGAGGAAGGUAGGUGAAGGAACAAAACUGUUGAAUUACGAGGUAUUGCAUAUGGGGGUUAGGCGGGGAGGAGAAAUGGAGGAAAGUGGUGUUGACUUAAAACCCAGCAUCAUCAUCGUUUCAGAGAACUAUGGUGUUUCAGAUUAUCCCAAGAGGAGGAAUAUUAACUGCUUAUUCUGUUUGUAGGAUUCACGUGUACAGCACCUGAUACUCCGAUCACAAUGAUCUUUUGAGAUGGUUAAGAUAUGUAAACAGAAACUUGUUUUUGUAUUUUUGAAAUAAUUUGAAAUGGCCUUGGAUAGAUUUUUUUUAAUGCGCAGUUUAAUGCCCAAGAAAUAUUUUCUGCGGAGCUUAUUGGUUCAACUUCCCUUUGAAGUUUUUAUUUUGCAGUAAAAUGAUUCAACUCCAAUA
Tachyglossus aculeatus (Australian echidna) is the source of this 2987-nucleotide messenger RNA. It is a transcript of the gene GCFC2, whose product is annotated as GC-rich sequence DNA-binding factor 2. Gene Ontology annotation, molecular function: DNA binding. The transcript is spliced from 17 exons. Bases 28 to 2367 code for a protein of 779 amino acids. The record is from RefSeq and is a predicted model, not a curated record. NCBI's taxonomy places the organism in Eukaryota, Metazoa, Chordata, Mammalia, Monotremata, Tachyglossidae. Gene Ontology annotation, cellular component: nucleus. Gene Ontology annotation, biological process: mRNA splicing, via spliceosome.